AUGCGCCGUACACUCAUUCGUCUUGCGGAGUCAGUAACGAGUCGACCGCUGAAUCUACAGGAGCAAAGCGCAACCCUACUCCCUCCCAUACCGCUAUACCGUGGGAUUCUGCGGGCACAUCGGCAUCUACCUGCUGAGAUGCGCGGGAUGGGCGACGACUACGUCAAAGCAGAAUUUCGACGGCAUGUCAGGGUAGACAACCCUGUUUGGAUCAUUGGCUUCCUCUCGCAAUGGAAGGUAUACCUUGAUUCGUUACCAGAUGCCGAGGGUGGAUCGUCGUUCAGGGGCAAGCGGCUUGACCCGACAAAGUUUGAGAAGCUGUCACAGGAGCAACUGGGUCAGCUGUACGAACUCAUGCAUGCGACUAAGGACAUCUGGAAAUCCCCAGAGGAGUUACAGAAAGACGCCGACUCGGAGUCCAGCUCAUGA
Messenger RNA from Peniophora sp. CBMAI 1063, 429 nucleotides. NCBI's taxonomy places the organism in Eukaryota, Fungi, Basidiomycota, Agaricomycetes, Russulales, Peniophoraceae. The record is from the annotation of a GenBank genome assembly.